Molecule: messenger RNA, 1623 nt
Organism: Mycosarcoma maydis (corn smut)
Lineage: Eukaryota; Fungi; Basidiomycota; Ustilaginomycetes; Ustilaginales
Exons: 2
Coding region: 1-1623 (540 amino acids)
Molecular function (GO): FMN binding; oxidoreductase activity
Source: RefSeq, a predicted model, not a curated record
AUGACGACUAGCGACAAAGCUCCUGAAGCCGAGCUUAUUGCGCGACCACUCGUGUUUAAAGGUGGCAAAGUGGUGCCCAACCGACUGGCCAAGGCUCCUCUGGAAGAGACUCUCGCACGAACCGGAGGUGGACCACCCAACCAUGCUCACUUUGAGCUCUAUCGUGCAUGGGCACGUGGCGGGUGGGGUCUCAUCAUCACCGGCAACAUUGCGAUCGACCCUCUACACCGCGGCACGCCUUGGGAUGUCAUCCUUCCGUACGAUGAAAAGAGUCUCGCUUUCUUCAAGACUGCCAUGAAGCGGUACGCUGAUGCUUGCACAGGUCGCGAUCAGCCAGGCAUUGUCGAUCAAAAGUCGCGUCCGCUAGCCGUAGUUCAACUCGUCCAUGCCGGUCGACAGUCAAUGCGAGGUUCCGGUCGAAGCAUCACUGCGCCUGCGCUUGCACCUUCAGCUGUUCCGAUGAGCACCAUGGCUAAUUUUGGGCCUAUCGGCAAGGUUUUGGACCAUCUGCUUUGGGGUUCCGUUGCAGCUAUGACCACAGAGCAAGUGCAUCAGCUUCGAGAUCGCUUCGUACAAGCCGCUCUCAUCUGCGCAGACGCUGGCUUCGACGGUGUCGAGCUUCACGCCAGUCACGGAUACCAGCUGGCAGCUUUCCUGAGUCCACGCACCAAUCUUCGUACGGAUCAGUACGGAGGCUCGGCCGAAAAUCGCGCGCGACUCGUGCUUGAAAUUGUGGAUUUGAUUCGCAAACAGGUUAACGAUGACUUUAUCAUCGGUGUCAAGUUGAACAGUUCGGAUUACGUUCAGGGUGGACUUACCGAGGAUGAUGCCUUGCUCAAUGUCAAGUGGCUUGCCGAUACGGAUAAGGUGGAUUUCGUCGAGAUCAGCGGAGGCAAUUACGAAAAUCCUUCGUUCGCCAUGAGCGGUUUCGAUUCCGAAGCAGAGAAGGCUAAGAUCGAGAAGCUCUCGUCCAAGACGACGUCGGCUAAUCAAAAGUCGGACUGGAAAGCUACUGGUGCCGGUGCUGCUACUGUCCAAGGAUCGGGUGUAGACCCUACCUCCAAGACGACUGCUCGCACGGGUAGACGAGAGGCUUUCUUCCAAAACUUUGCCCGUCGCUGCCGUUCCACGCUGCCCGCAGAUUCGCGUCUUAAGAUCAUUCUCACUGGCGGUCUGCGUUCACGUCACGGUAUCGCUUCCGCCAUCCACCCGGACGAUGGUGCUGCCGAUAUGGCGUGCCUUGGCCGCCCGGCUGCUAUCUUCCCUUCGCUCGCCCGACGUCUCACCGACACUUCGAUCCCAGACGCUUCUCGCGAAGCAGGUACACCAGAUUUCAAGGUCCCCGCAGUCUCCAGCCUCGCGCUCGUACCCAUCAAAAUCGUCGGCGCUGGUUGGGAAACCUUCUGGUACACGUUCCACAUGGCACAGACAGUGCUCAACAAGGGCGAGGACGCUACAAAGUCGACCUUUGCUUUAAUUAACGAUUACGCCAAAACUGGCGCUACCCAGACUGGCUUCAAGGAAUCCAAUGAUGAUUGGUUCAUGUUGGUCGUCAUGACCAUCAUCCCUAUACUUGCUUGCAUCGGCGUUUUUGUUUUCGGCUCUAAAUCACCCGUCUCUUGA